AAAACAACUCAAUUACUAAAACGAAAAAACCUCUUCUACACGUCACAGUGAUUCAUCUCUAAAUUUGAAUAAAAAAAUUUGGGAAAAAAGAGGACAAAAAAAACAAACAUUAAUUAAUAAUUUGUGUACAUACGUCAAUUUGUUUUCUUCGAAAUGUAUACUCAAUCGCAACAACCGAAGCAGUCGCAGCCACAUACAAAAAUUGAGAAAGAUUCAAUGGUAACGCAACAAAUCUAUGCUCCCUUGUCGCCUUGUCCAAUACCAGAUAUAAAUGAUGAUGACUUGGUUUCAAUAUCGGUACGUGAUUUAAACCGCACAUUAAAAAUGCGUGGCUUAAACCGUGAGGAAAUCGUUCGCAUGAAACAAAGGCGACGUACUUUAAAAAAUCGUGGCUAUGCAGCCAGCUGCCGUAUCAAACGUAUCGAACAGAAAGAUGUUUUAGAAUCUGAAAAGUCGCAUGAAUGGCUGGAAUUAGAACAAAUGCACGAGGAAAACGAACAAAUAAAUAAAGAAAUUGAGAAUUGGAAAAAGAAAUACAUGGCUCUUCUUGAGUUUGCGGCGCAAAACGAUAUUCCAAUACCACCGGAAUUAGAAUUAUGUUAGAGGAGUGCAUUUUGCAUUACGUGAACCGAUAUGUAUUUUAAAAAGAAGUACAAGUUUAUUUUAUAGCUCUAAGUAAUUUAGAUAUAAACAUAUUCGAAAAUAAACAUUUAGCCUAGCUGAGGUGAGGAAACUCUCAACAAUUAAAUAAAUUCGUCACAAGCGAUAAUGUUAUUUGCAAUUUGUGUGACAACAUGCAAAUAGUAUAUUAGUCCUACACUGACCGAAAAUAUACAUAUCUUUUACAAGUAAUAUAACUGGAAAGAGCAAUCUUGUAUGUACGUUCCGCAAUACCAGCCGAAAAUAAAUUUUAUGUUAAGAUAAACGAAUAUUUUGAAAAUGACUGUAUCCGUAAAAUACGUAUAGCGCAAGAUCUAUUAGGCAAGCAAGCUUGAAGAGCAACUUCUGAAUGGUAUGAAAAAUCCAAUAUGGACUAUUCGUUGAUAUCAGUUCAACAUCUUACGCAAAAUUUUACCGAAUUUUGAGUUUGGUAGCGAAAUGAAUACGAAACGCAAUACAGUUUUAGGCAUUUUUAGUAAAUAUUCGCCACAAGCCUUACUAGCGAGAGCCUUGAUUACGCGUGAACAACUUGUGCUUCAAAAAAGCCAUCAGGAUGAAAAUACACAGGUCUAGAGUUCACCCGUUCACAAGUAAGCCAAUAAUCGCCAUGAGAGCUAGCCGAGCGAGCACGAAGGAGGAAGUAAGUUUAGUUUGAACAAAGUUUCUCUAUAAAUAAUUCACGUUAUUGCUAGCAAUAGAUUCAAUACAUGUUUAUAAGUGAAACUUUGGUUGUAAAAUAGUUCCGAUAACCGAAAAACCGACAAUCAAAUACUCUUACUGAUAAGCGAUAGCUUUUUUAAAUUUGCAAAAUUGAAUGGCGAUUACGACAAAAAAGACAAUUUAAUCUAGCGGACAGAAAAUGCUUUAAGAUUGCAAGAUUGUCAACAGCUUCUUGCGCCAUCUUGUUUUCAUUUAAGAGUGUUUUACGUUCUACACUAUUACUAUUGUUUUUAGAUUGUUAUGGGAGAGAUAUUCAAGGAACGUACAUAGUAAAUGUGCAUUAAAACAUAACAGCUUUAUUGUCAUUACAUAUGUAUAUAAUAAAGGCAAACAUUAUAUAAUAAAAACAUAUAAUCAUUACACUUACAACACGCACUAUGUGCCAGGGAAUUAUAAAAAUCCUAAACAAAAUAUUAUAUGUAUGAAGACAUUUUAAAGAAAAAGAACUCGAUUCGCGUGACUUUAAUUAUUGCCACCGAAGUGAUUAGUCGUUCUAGUCUGCUUUCAUAUUUUCUUGAGUAAUUGUUUGCGUACAAGAUUUUAAAUUGCAUAUUA
Glossina fuscipes is the source of this 1935-nucleotide messenger RNA. It is a transcript of the gene maf-S, whose product is annotated as transcription factor MafK. The coding region runs from base 154 to 603 and encodes 149 amino acids. Gene Ontology annotation, biological process: regulation of transcription by RNA polymerase II. Gene Ontology annotation, molecular function: DNA-binding transcription factor activity, RNA polymerase II-specific; RNA polymerase II cis-regulatory region sequence-specific DNA binding. The transcript is spliced from 3 exons. The record is from RefSeq and is a predicted model, not a curated record. Lineage: Eukaryota; Metazoa; Arthropoda; Insecta; Diptera; Glossinidae. Gene Ontology annotation, cellular component: nucleus.